Molecule: messenger RNA, 2139 nt
Organism: Trypanosoma conorhini
Lineage: Eukaryota; Euglenozoa; Kinetoplastea; Trypanosomatida; Trypanosomatidae
Product: putative ATP-dependent RNA helicase
Exons: 1
Coding region: 1-2139 (712 amino acids)
Cellular component (GO): nucleolus
Molecular function (GO): nucleic acid binding; ATP binding
Source: RefSeq, a predicted model, not a curated record
AUGAGUGGUGUGAGCCAAAAUGAGUGGAAGGACAUGAAAGGGGUACAGCUGCGCCCGGCCACGCUCUCCUACCUGUCGGAGUGUGCCGGGUUUCAGUGCAUGGCACCCGUGCAGGCGCAGACCAUCCCUCUCCUGCUGCGCAACUACGACGUCGUGGUGGAGGCGAUCACGGGAAGUGGAAAGACGCUGGCGUACUUGUUGCCGUGUCUCGAAAUGUUGCAGAGUGAACGCGUGGUUGAGGUCUGCAGACAGCAUAAAAAUGCCGUCGUGUCCAUCGUCGUGCUGCCGUCGCGCGAGCUGGCCCAGCAGGUCUAUUCGCUCGCGAAGAAAAUGCUCCAUUUCGUCUCACACGUUUAUGCAGGCGGAAACGCCGGUCUUCCAAAGUACUCGUGUCAGUGCUACAUUGGUGGCCGCGAUAUUGCGGUGGAUGUCAAGUUGUUCAAUAAAACAGGGGGCCAUGUUUUGAUUGGCACACCGGGGCGACUCUACGAGCUGCUGGUGUCCUCAAAAUACACGAGUCUCUUUAACUUUGCCGGAUUUGAGCUGCUUAUUCUCGACGAGGCGGACAAGCUACUUGAGUUCGGCUUUAAGGCGAAGCUGGACGCCAUACUCAAGCGGCUCCCGAAGCAGCGACGCACCGGACUUUUCAGUGCCACGCAGACGAAGGAGCUGGCGGAGCUGGCUCGCGCGGGGAUGCGAAAUCCGGUUUCCGUUACGGUGCGAGUGAGCUCCCUCAACUCCGUCAGCAUGAACGAGGCGAAGCCGCAGAUUCCAGAGUUGCUCUGCAACUACUACACCUUUACACGGGCGUCGGAAAAGCUUGACCGUCUGAUCUCAUUUCUGCAGGAGCGCCGUGAGCAAAAAAUUAUUGUUUACGUGAUGACGUGCGCCAGCGUGGACUGGCUCUACGCGGCUCUUGUUGACGUGCUACUCCCGGGAGACGCGGGAAACAUUUUCGCUCUGCAUGGACAGAUGAAGCUUGAGAAGCGACAACGCGUGCACAGGGCUGUGACGCGGGCAACGCGUUGCGUUCUCGUCUGCACAGACGUGGCGGCACGAGGGCUAGAUAUUCCCGAGGUCGGCGUCGUACUGCAGUACGAUCCUCCCGUUGACCCGUCAACGUUUAUUCACCGCAUCGGUCGUACGGCUCGCAUGGGCCGCCAGGGGGAGAGCCUUGUCUUUUUGAUGCCGCAAGAGUUGGAGUAUGUCGCUUUUAUGAAGCUGCAGAAUGUGUCCCUGCAGCCGUACGAUGAAGAGAAGGAUAGCAUAGAGGCUGCGCUGGGCGUUGUGGGUCAAAUGAACGCCAAGCGCACCCUGAUGAGCUCGCAGCAGGAGCGACGCAAGAGCAUUCAAAAAGUCCACCGGGAUCAGAAACUAAAUCGCAAGGAGCGUCGUGAGAAGCUGCGGAAGGAGCGCGAGGCGGCGCGUGGUGGGGUCUCUUGUACUGCGCGAAAAGAAGUGAUGGGAGAUGUGUGCGAAAGUUCGUCGAUUCUUAAGUUGCGACACGCCGUUAGGGAUGAUGCGGAUGACAAACUGCUUGGCUUGGCGACGCGUGCCUUUGUUUCCUUCAUUCGCGCCUACAAGGAGCAUGAGUGCCGGUACAUAUUUCAACUGCAGCUGAUCGACCUCACUGACCUGACACAUAGCUUUGCCCUCUUCAAGGUUCCCAACUGCGGUGAAAUUAAGCACAUGCAACUGCUGAGGAUUCCUUUACAGGAUGAGCUGCAGGAGGUUCUGAGGAUUGUUAAUGCGCGGACGCGCGAGCGGCAAGAGCGUAGGGCUCAGCUUAGUGGUGUGCGUCGUCCACGCGAGGAGGCGCAGGAAGGAGACGCCGCCCAGCUGGAGGGUGAGAGGGCGGAGGCGGAGCAAAGCCCCCAGAAGCGUCACCGCACGGAGCGCAAUGAGAAGUUGGAGGCUCUGAAGUUGACAAAGAUGACCCGCGGGGAGCGGAGCCGGGCGUGGAAGCAGGCAGAACUUGACGAGCUGCUGAAGGACAGCUAUUACGUGAAGAAGGAGCGGCAGGGCAAACUUAGCAGCCGCACGGUGGACGCCAUUAUGGGCGUUGACGCGCUCGAGAACGCACUGCUGAGCUCCCGUGAGCGGCAGGAGGCCAAGAGGGUCCGUCGCGGGACGAAGUAA